UCGAAGGGCUCUGCAGGUUGGCACUCGGAGGGGCCGGAGAGUUUCACAGGGGCGCCCGUGAGCAGCUUUCCAUUGGGACAGACCCCACGUGGUGGGCACAGGGUCGCGGUGGUGGUCCUGUGUUGGAGUGUCAAGGAGCGUCCCAACCUGGGUGAGGACGAUGCCCACCCUGUCCGACGGCACACCUGGGGACUGACGAAGACCUCCAGACUGGGAAGGGCGCCGGUCAGCUCGGUUGGCAUGGCUUGGCACAAGCUGUCCUUGCUUGGCCUCCUGGGGCUCUGCUGGGCCGGCUGCCUCUUGCCCCUUGCUUGGGGCUGUGGGCCGGGCAGGGGGCCGGUGGGGCAGAAGCCAUACAACCGCAGGCCUCUGACCUCCCUGCGGUAUAAGCAGUCCGUGCCCGACAUGGCGGAGCAGACGCUGGGGGCCAGCGGAAAAGCGGAGGGCAAGAUCAGCCGCCACUCGGACCGCUUCAAGGAUUUGGUGCCCAAUUAUAACGCCGAUAUCAUCUUUAAGGAUGAAGAGAAUACGGGAGCAGACCGGCUGAUGACUGAGCGCUGCAAGGACCGAGUCAACACCUUGGCCAUUGCAGUGAUGAACAAGUGGCCAGGCGUCAGGCUGCGAGUGACGGAGGGCUGGGAUGAAGACGGGCAUCACCCUCCCCACUCCCUGCACUAUGAGGGCAGAGCCCUGGACCUCACGACGUCGGACCGUGACAGGAAGAAAUAUGGCGUGCUGGCCAGUUUGGCGGUGGAGGCUGGCUUUGACUGGGUGUAUUAUGAGUCCAAGGCGCACAUUCACGUGUCAGUGAAAGCAGAUAACUCUGCAGCUAUUCACGCUGGUGGCUGUUUCCCAGGUGACGCCGUGGUGACUUUACAGAGCGGAGAAAAGAAAAACCUUUCUGAACUUCGCUGCGGAGAGUUUGUGCUCGCUGUCAACCAGAACGGACAAGUGACUCCUAGUGAGGUUUUGCCAUUCCUCGACAGGGACCAGCACCGGCGAACCACCUUUGUGACCAUCGAGACGGAGAACCCCAUCCGCCGGCUUCUCCUCACGCCCUCCCAUCUCAUAUUUGCUGCACACAACGCAGCCAACAGCACAGCAGACUUCUCCCCCAUCUUUGCCAGCCAAGUGCGUGUGGGGGACUCAGUACUGGCACACCACACAGGCCGGCCUUGGCUUCGCCCUGCCCGGGUGGUCCGUAUUUGGCAGCAAGAGGCCGUUGGGGUCUAUGCUCCGUUGACUUCACAUGGCACCCUUUUGGUAAACGGGGUGCUGGCCUCCUGCUACGCCAUGCUUGAGAGCCAUCUCUGGGCCCACCGGGCCUUCGCCCCCUUGCGACUCGUCCACGGCCUCUUCUCACUGCUGCCUCUUAAAGGCGAAGGUAGGAACUGCAGCGCACAGGAGACUGGGGUGCAUUGGUAUUCGCAGUUUCUAUACCAGCUGGCGUGGGGCAUCCUGCGACGGGACAGCCUUCAUCUUGAAGACUAGAGUUUAAAUGUCACAUGGCGAAGAAGUAUCACUCGUCGAGCCACUGGAUUAGCUUCCCCCUGCACCAGUGAACAAACGCUUUCCAGGAAGAUAGGGUGUCAGACACUAGCUGGGUCCCGCUUGCACUGCACUUGGUUUGGCUGGGAGAGAGCUCUGGUUUGGGAACCUGGUGGCAGCAUUACAGCUGGGAUGAAGCAUAGAUUGGGGCAGGGGGGGGGGAAAUCAACAAUAAGGGAGCCAGGUGUAUGUGUUGCUCACAGAUGCAGCUUCUCCUGCUUAUGGGCUGCAUACAAAGACCAUUCCGCUUUCUCCAGGGAUCUUGGCAGAGCUACUCUCAGUUGUAUUAGAGAAGGAACCAGGUGGCUAACAAACUCACCUUGAUUUUAGAGGAUCCCCACCCCCACCCCCAUUUCCCCUUGCAGUCUAGAUCUCCAUUUGACAUUGAUGGGCAUGGCUCUAUUCCUGCUGCAGCUGCCUCAGUGAAUGAGCAAGAGGGGCGAUGGAAUGAUGUCGGAGGGCAGAGAAUUACCUGAAAGCAAUUGGAGUCCGACAGGAAAAGGGGGUCUGGGGUUUGCUUCUGGGCUUACUGUGUUCAGCAUUUUAAUACCUUGCUGAACACCGUGCAGUGAAGGAGAUGAGAGAGCCUGCCACCCAGGGAUGGGAGGGUGUCUCGUGAGGGACUAGGCAACGCACCCAGGACCUGUUCAGAAGAAAGGUGUUUUCAAACAGUGUGCACAGGAUCACUUUAACUCAGCAUUCUUUACUCACCUGGGUCAUAACACUGGAUUCAAUGGGCGGGGACAGAAGGGUGUCGUAGACUGUAAAGAACAAACGGUCUUGCGAAAAGAAUCCACUGCGCCAGCGUUCUCUUCCCAGCUCAGCCUUUGUGACCUUCACCAAGCCCUGCCUGUGCUUCUGUAUCACUACUGAAGGUCGGAGGUGGCCGAGCUUUUAACCCUUCCUUUCCCUGCCAUUCCCCUUUGAAGCAACAAGAUUAACUCUUAGUUACAGAUCCAGAGUUUUUAUUUUUUAUAUUUAUAAGCGGUAAUUUAAUGGUGGGCUGUUUCCACCUCUUGUCUAAUUUGAUGAUUGGCUGGUGGAGAAAGGAAAGGUUACUUUUUUUCCAAGCAUUGCUUUUAAGUUUUGUUUUCUCUCAAUCCUAUGUUAACUAAAGAGAAUUUCUGACUCACGCGGCACAAAGUGCUUCUUGGAAGGGGUGGGAGGCACAAAUUAAUAGAGGAAUUACAGCUGCUUUCGAAUGUACCUCUUGCAGUCUGAUUUCAGCCUCUUUUUUUGACCAGUGACUCCCAAUACACCAUUUGGGUUGGUUGUU
Molecule: messenger RNA, 2824 nt
Organism: Sphaerodactylus townsendi
Lineage: Eukaryota; Metazoa; Chordata; Lepidosauria; Squamata; Sphaerodactylidae
Gene: DHH
Product: desert hedgehog signaling molecule
Exons: 3
Coding region: 241-1491 (416 amino acids)
Biological process (GO): regulation of gene expression; intein-mediated protein splicing; smoothened signaling pathway
Molecular function (GO): patched binding; calcium ion binding
Source: RefSeq, a predicted model, not a curated record